Molecule: messenger RNA, 681 nt
Organism: Ectocarpus siliculosus
Lineage: Eukaryota; Phaeophyceae; Ectocarpales; Ectocarpaceae
Source: the annotation of a GenBank genome assembly
AUGUCGCCGUCUCUGGCCGUAAUGGGCGCCGAACCGCGAUGUAACGAAAACAGCAGGAGCGGCGGGAGGAGCAGCACACGGGACGCUUGGUCAUGCGCAAGAGGAGGCAGCAGCUGGCGAAAGCAGGAGACGGGCGAGCAGCGGCGGCGAGAGGAGAGGAGCACCCGGAGAAGGAGACGGACGCUUUGCGCGGUUUCCGCCGUGAUCGCCGGCUACGCAGCUGCCUCUCUGCCGUGCGGAGCGGGCUUCGUGGCGCCAGGCGUGCAGCAGGCCGGCCGAUCAGCUGCUGCUGCGGUACCCUCGUAUGUUCGUUCAGCAGCGCCGGGCGGGGGAGAGAGCAGGAGGGCAGGAAUGCGGCGAAGACGACCAUCGGAUGCCGUACGCAUGGUUGCAAUGGAGCCUCGCGUUAACUCGAAGGGCCCGGCGACGGAAACGGUGGCGCCGGCAAGGCCUGCUGGCAAGGAGGGGCCGCACCUGCCGUGGACGGGGUCGAUGGCGGGCCCGGAGUUCCCCCUGACGUACAUGCCGUUCAUGGAGCACAUGCUGAACGUGCUGGCGCGCUCUUUCGGGGAGAUGACGGCGCUGCCUCUAGCCGACAAGCUGGCCUUCGUGGACAACACAGACAAGAAGGCCCGCAUGUUGAGAUGCUGCUACUAUGGGGAUCAGUUGAACCGCAAGUGA